This is a messenger RNA of Mytilus trossulus (common blue mussel), 967 nucleotides long. Its product is annotated as Fanconi anemia core complex-associated protein 24-like. Bases 82 to 726 code for a protein of 214 amino acids. Gene Ontology annotation, biological process: interstrand cross-link repair. Gene Ontology annotation, molecular function: chromatin binding. The transcript is spliced from 6 exons. The record is from RefSeq and is a predicted model, not a curated record. Lineage: Eukaryota; Metazoa; Mollusca; Bivalvia; Mytilida; Mytilidae. Gene Ontology annotation, cellular component: Fanconi anaemia nuclear complex.
UAUUUAUUUUCCCCAAUUUUUCCGGCAAACUUGAAAGUACAGAAGCAAACGGAGCAAACACACAUUUUAAUGACAAAUUGAAUGUCCCAUUUAACACAAACUUCAAUCAAAAGUGGCAUUAAUGUUCCGAUUGGUCAUUUAAUAGUUGUUCCGAAAUGGAAAAAUUCAGAUUUAUCAACAACUUUGCAAAGCAGUAUUCAAGUUUUGUAUGACGACAACUUAGGUUUGAUAGAUUUUUACCCAUCAUCAAAUACAGGAGUUGUGUACAUCACAGAAGCUGAACUUGUCACAAACAGUUAUAGGAGAAGAUUGGCAAAGCUUAGAAAGGCCAACAAGAUACCUAUUGUUGUGAUAGGAGAAAGAACUGGAACAAGCAGCCAGUAUUUUUGUUCCCUUCAGAAGUUUUGUGUUAUGGAACUUGGAUUUUCAUUGAUACCAGUCCCUUCACAGAAAGAGGCAGGAACAUUUCUAGCUCAAAUGGUCCAUGUUGAAGGACACAAGGAGACCAAUCCAUUCACAAAGAAGAAGAGAUCAUCACCUUUAGAUCAAGCUUUGUUAGCUUCUGUUAAAUCUAUACCUAAACUAGGAGAAGUCAAAUCUAGAACGUUAUUGGAAAAGUUUGGAAGUCUUCAAGCUAUAAGUAAAGCAUCUAUUCAAGAAUUGACUGCUGUUGUUGGAAAAGCUAGUGCUGAAAAUAUAAGGACUUUCCUAGGUAAUCCAUCCUAAGUGUCAAAUUUUGCGGUCUAGCAAAAUUUUGUUUAGCAAAGAUUUAUCCAGAUUAAUCAAGAGCAGAUAGAUUACAGAGCAGUUAUGAUGUGUAUUUACAAAUACUAAAAGCCUAAAUAAUGCAGAAGGGUUUCAAAAGUUUUAAAGAGAAAGUACACAUCAAAGAAAACUUACAGUGAUGUUUGCCAUCAAUAACACUUAAAUAUGUUUGAAAUUAUUCCAAUAAAAAAAUAAUUUACAA